Haliotis rufescens (red abalone) is the source of this 6196-nucleotide messenger RNA. RefSeq names its product codanin-1-like. Lineage: Eukaryota; Metazoa; Mollusca; Gastropoda; Lepetellida; Haliotidae. The record is from RefSeq and is a predicted model, not a curated record. The transcript is spliced from 28 exons. Gene Ontology annotation, cellular component: nucleus. The coding region runs from base 23 to 4624 and encodes 1533 amino acids. Gene Ontology annotation, biological process: chromatin organization.
CCUGAAAGGCGGGGUAAUCAAAAUGGCUACCGUGCUUCAGCUUCUGCUGAAUAAACAGGUGUCUGCCGAAGCACUCGUUACUUGGUUGGGGAACAAAUCGAACAAUAAUGAACUUCCUGGAGGAAUUGAAAGCACAGACAAUCUUCGAACUGAAUUCAUUGCAUUUUUCUUAAACUUUCUGCGGGACCAAACUUUGCAUCUAUUACAGAAUGCGAAGUCAAGUAAUACAUCCCCAGUUAAAACUCCAAGCACACAGAAAGUGGAGACACCAGUUCAAAAACGAGCAACUUCAAGUGCAAAAAGAGUUCAGUUAUUUUCAGACAGUCCUGCUGAUUGUUUCCGACCGGACAUUGAUAAUGUUAGUCCCCUCUUCUCCCCCAACUCUUCAGUCGAUUCUGCCCAUAUCCAUCAUCGUUUUGGUGGCAGCGAUAGAAUGUCUCAUAAUGACUAUCACAGAAAAAGAUGGGAUGGUGACACGCCAAAUAGACGUAGAUCCUCAUUGUCUCAAACACCAGAAGCUCAACGUACAAAACAGAAACUUUGUCUGGGUGAGUUUCUCCUGACACCAGAAUCUGGAAACUCAAGAAGACGACGAUCUCCCUAUUCAUCCCGAGAAGCAUCCCCGUCUCCAACUGCCCAACCCCCCAAUCGUAGAGCACCAGGGAGGAAGAAAGGGGGAUCACCCCUCAUCAGAAGUAAUGAGGAUGCAAGGGAAAGAAGCUCUCCUGUUUUCAGCCUCAUCAGCAUGAAUGAUUUUCCUCCAGUGGGAGGAGCUGAUGAAAAACGAGAAAAAAGUGAUACCAAAAGUGUCCCAAAUAAAUCUCCAGAAGCAUCCAAACCACGAAGAAUAACUCUAACCCCUGUGACUAAGUGUCCCCAGGAGCUAGGGUUAUCUCCCUUUGCCAAAGCUGUCGCUGCAGCUGAAGACUUUGAUGCAGUUGGAGGAGGUGGUGACUAUUCAGGACCAAAAUAUCAACAGCCCAAGAAGAUAGAGGAAAAAUCAUCUAUCAGAUCGUCUGAAAAACGGAAACCACGGCGAAUUAAUCCGACUCCAGUGACAAAGUCAACCAAUCAGGGAUCAUCUCCCUUCUCUGCGGCUGUGAUGGAAGUGUCACCCCCAGUGAGAGGUUCGGGGGAUGCGUGGGGUGGCAAAACUACCCAGCAUACACUCAUGGAAGAGAGGGAGCUACUCCGGCAAGAAAAACUUCGUCGACAGAAACUGAUAGAGAAUGAUCCAUGCGCUUCCCCAAAGUCUGCCAAGUCUGACCUGGAUUCCGUGCCAUGUGUCACGCCGACCAAGACAGUCCUGGAGAGGAAAGCUAGUCACAUAGAGUACGUCCAUGCUGAUCCGAGUCAGGUGACCCACCAACAUGCUCUUGAUGUCAUGGCAGACCUAUAUUCCAGGGCACUGACAGAUUAUCUCUUCCCCAACCUGACGGUGGAGCUGUAUUUCCUCACCCAGCUUCUCACCUCGGUAGGUGAGGAGGUCCAGGAAGACAAAGAUGUCAGUCAGGAGUCAGAUGAAGUGAAGUACUUCUCCUCCGUACAUAAUGCCGUGUACUUUGCUGUCACCAUCAUGGAGAAGCAGGUCAGAAUCCUGAGUCAGCUGGACAAGAGUACUCUCCGGUUCCUCACAGACAACACCAGGAUCACGGAGUUCUCCCCUCAUCUGCAGCAGCAGCUGCGAGAGGCCUACGACAAGGCCAACACUGCUAGGAGUAUCCUGUCAUUCCCAAGGUCACCAAUAGGUGGCGUGUCAUUUCAGGCCGACACGGACAACAGGAAGAGCUUUCCCAAUGAUAAAUGCUUCCAUCAGUUCAAAAAACAAAGGGACGUAUUCUACGAACUGAUACGAGACUGGGAAGACAAGCGCCAGAAUACUGGUUGGUCACUGGUGGAUGUCCACGGGGAGCGGAUCCGCUGGUUGGUUACUUUCCGCACAGACCUGACCAAUCAUCUUCAUUUUGCCCGCCUCUUCCUGUCGCAGCUUAUUGUGAUGUGCAAAGGUGACAAGUCAGUGAAGUGUGACGGAGAGGAUGAAACAGUCACACUGCUCACGCAACUCAAGAAGACAAACCCAGAAAAAUUUAAAAAACUACAGGAGCGCUUCAUCAAGCCCUUCAGCCUGGGCGGGCCGUGUCCGACACCCAGUUUUACUGGCUACCAGGAGUUUUUCCGGGAUUUCAUCACAGCUGCUGGCAAUGCUAUCUUCAACCAGCAUCUGACUAAUACCCUGGUUGCCAAGGUUACUGAGUUGAACAACACAGAGUUUGGGACGUCUAGCGGUGAUCGCACCAUUUCGACCAGCUCGGAGACUGAGGAGGAGGAGGAUCAGCACGAGUUGUUUGCUUCCUGUUUGAUGACGCUGCGGCUUCUGGGGAAAUUCCUGGGUUUUGUGACAUUCCUGCCAUACCAGACCACAGAACCGCUGCCCGACUCCAUGCGGGCCAGCUAUACUGCUCAUAGGAACACAAUUCCGUCUCCCCUGGACUUUGUGGCCACGGUACACGGCGCCAUCUCCUCCCGGAGACUUGUCCUCACCAUACCCUGGCUGGUGGAGUUCGCCUCCCAGAUGGACUCAAUCGCUCCCACGGUGCAGGUGUACCAGCGCUUCCUGUCCGGCCUCCGACAUGUCCUCAGAAUAUCAUGGGAGAGAGCGUCCACAAACCAGUGUUUCUAUGGCAACCUGAUGGUGGUCGUGUUGAUAAGCUGGCUGUUUGAUACCCCGAUGAUGCCCGACGGUCUGUUCUUUAAGGAAGUAAGUGAGGAGGAGAACAGAGGUGACAGGGGCGACACCACACAGCUUCUACCUCUGGAUGACCUUGACCUUGUGUCACAGGAUCUUCUGUACACAUGCUGUCCUUACGUGGCCGAGAUGCGCAACUUGAUGAUGGAGUUUGCUGUGGGGACCAACACUCGAGGCACCAUCAGGAAGAUCACCCCUACCGCAGCCAACACCGGGCAGUCGGCGACCUUCACCCAGAAACAGCUGCAGACUCAGCUGGAAGAGAAUUUCUUUCACAACCAUCCAUCGUCUCUCAAACGUACUGUGGAGUUUGUAGGGGAGAGAACUGCGUCCAACUUCAUCAAGCAGUUUCGAAGCUCCAUCCUUCCAAAGCAGUUGACAGCAGCUAAACAAAGGGUCAAGGAUCUGAAGGAAAGGUUAAAACUGCUGGACAAAGACAAGAGAAAAAUGGGUCUGCAGUCCGAGGAGGUGAACAGACUGGUGCCGCUGGUCUACGCUGACCUCAAGACACUGGUCAACAGAGAACAGAGAGAAUUUUGCCAGAAGAAAACACUGGCUGCACUCAAGCUGCUAUUGCCGGAGGAACAGUCAACUUCAGUGGUUGCCAUGGCAGCAGAUAUCUCAAGUCAUCUGGCAGAAAGUCGGAUCACACAUUGGAUCAGCACUAAUAUCACACUAGGUGUGAUCCAAACUGAACUUACAGGAUCCAGCAGUCGUUUCCUCUGUACCCAUCUGUUGCUUGGCAACCAAAAUUCCCAGACUGCCCCAGCCACAGAGAAGCCGGACAUUAGCAGACACAAGGAGAACACUCGUGGUCUGUCUGACAUCAUCUGUGACAUCAAGGACGUGAUAAGAUGUCUACUGCUGUACCCGAGCUCCCAGUUGGACCUAGCUGGGUGUCUGGACCUGCUGUCUGAGGCCAACACAGCCCUGGUGGAGAGACAGGAUCUUGUGCCACUUGUAGUCAAAUCUUUGGCUCAGCUGAUUUUCAACCUAGCUAUCACAGCUGUGCUGGAGCGGCCUGGUGCUGUGUCUACAGAGAUCUGUGCACGGUGCAUCAGUGUGUGGAGGCAGCAGCUGGGCAAGGAGACAGAGUUUGAUGGUUUGUGUUGUGCCAGAGUCAUCCAUGGCUUGUCCAAGAGUCACAAGUCGCAGCAGGCCAGGUCCAGCUACACGCAGUUCGUCAUUAGUCUGCUGGAGGAGAAGAUCACCGAGCCCUCGACGUUCAGGGAUGCCUGUCAUAGGGUUAUCAAGAUCUCACAGUCAGCCAGUCUGGACUUAGUGCCACUUGGUCAGGUUGUGGGAGACCUUUUACGGCAUUUCCACAAAACAGAAGCUGUGACGUCCUGCUUCUGUAAAACUCUGGAACGGCUGUUUCACAUCUCAGCCGAGGGUUCCCAGCUUGCACGGACAGUUCUCCCCCUGCUGGACAAGUAUGUCCCAUUGGAAGGGGAAGAGGACAAGGAGCAUCCCGAAAAAGAACCUCAAAAGAUUGAGCAAGGUGAAAAUGUUGAUGCGUUCCAGGAAAACAAACAUGAUGAUGUUCCUGAUGAUGGUGUUCCUGAUCAGGAUCUGCCUGGUCAAAGAAAGGACACAGAAGCUUAUUGUGUCAACGAUGUAGACAGUGUGACAGAUGCGGUACAGAUGUUGGAGAUUGAUGCACAAAGUGACAGUGUGGAGGAAAGUGGUUCCAACUCAGGACAUAAGCUCUUACCCUCGUCUCCAGGGAGAAAUCAUGUUGAAUGUGUUAAAAUUGUAAAACGUGUAUCGUUGUCGGGGAUCGUGGAAUCCCAAGAUGAAAAUGGAAAUAGAAAUAAGGCUAAAGAGGAACCAAAUCUAAUACUUAGCUCACCUGGCCACUGUCUGGAAACAUCUUAACCCUAUGUUGUUUGUAGAAUAAGACAUGUUGUUUUAAAGGAAUUACACUGGAAGCUCAAACUGACAAUUACUAAUUGCCAAGUAGGGAACAGACUUAUCUAUAUGCAAACACUGGUUUCCCAUGUAAUUGCUUGUCAUUAUAACCUCUAAGAAUGUACACUGGUUAUUCACAUUUAAUGGAUAUAUUCCAGCUUUUUUCACAUGGUAUGUUAUGUAAAUAUGUAAAUUGCUCCCAUAAUCAAACCCUCUCCAUCACUAAUAAUAAUAUGACAUUGUGCAAAAAAUAUGAAUGUUGUAUGGGGAUUCUGGAUGAGGUCAGGUCCUUUUCCUGAUCUGGGGGAGAAUAGGUCUUCAGCAUUCUUGUUGUAAAAGGCGACUAACGGGAUCAGGUGGUCAGGAUCGCUGACUUGGUUGAUGCAUGUCAUCGUAUCCCAAUUGUGUAGAUCGAUGCUCAUAAUACAAAUCAAUGGAUUAUCUGGUCCAGACAUGAUUAUUUACAGACCUCUGUCAUAUAGCUGGAAUAUUGCUGAGUGAGACAUAAACAACAAACAACAACCACAGGCCACCAGGAUAAAGUUUGGAUAUUUCCGACAGCUGGCUUAAACAGCAUUCACAUAUCAUGAUGACAUUGCUAAUUGGAUUUCUCAGCCAUUUGUGGGAGGAAGCUCUGUGAAUGGAGUGACUGACAAAACCUAACCAAUUGACAAUACAACUUAAACUGACCUGUAUUACUAUCAACUGUGAUAGACCAUGAUACACCAAACCUGUUGCUUAAUAUAUAUAUAUAUAUAUAUAUUAGGGCUGCAAUGAAUGCACUAUGAGGCGAAUAUGAUUCAUAUCAUGAAUAUGUGGUAACAAAUACGAAUAUUUAUUCAUGAAUACAAUAACAAGUCAGCAGUUGAUCUUUAAUCUAUUACAUUCAGUGAAAAAUAACAACAUAAAUUAUUUGACAUGGUUGGAUAAUUAUUAAUAUAUUAUACAUUUAUACACUUCAUUUAUCCAGGUACCAGUAUCUGCUCAAAUACGACAAUGACCGGGGACCACAAUACUGUCAAAUUAUAUAUAUGAGUGUUGUCUUUAAAGAAAUCUCUGCAUAUAAUAUGUUCUCAUGGAUAUUUUUAGGUACAGGGUAUGUAGAUGCACAUGAAUGCAUAUUCGUAAAUAUUCGAUUCGAGUGACGACGAAUAACGAAUUCAAUUCAUGAAUUGAUACGGUUUGAUUCACUGAAUACGCGAGUGAAUCAUAACAGCCCUAAUAUAUAUAUAUACUACUCAACAUUUGCUAAGGACCACACAUUUAACUAGUAUAAAAUAUUUCGAAAAUGACCAAUGAGCUAUUAGGGAUUGUCUUUUCCAGUGUGGUGUUAAUCUCAAGCCUUCUGACAAGUCACCUCUAGGAUUCAUUCACAAGGGACAGAUAAUCUGUAAUUCUAAGUUUCGAGUAGGUUAUUCUACAUACCGUAUUCGACGUAAAAAGCGCCCAGGGCGCUCGCAAAAUUAGGAAUAGGGGGCUCUUAUUCGAAUAUUAUUUUGGUGUAAAAAACAGAGUUGAAAGAUAAAUUUUGUGGUUUAA